This is a messenger RNA of Periconia digitata, 1964 nucleotides long. The record is from the annotation of a GenBank genome assembly. NCBI's taxonomy places the organism in Eukaryota, Fungi, Ascomycota, Dothideomycetes, Pleosporales, Periconiaceae.
UCCAACAUCAGCCUCGUCUCAGACUUUGGAUACCUCAUGAGGACACACUUGAAGCUUCCACUUCAUUGUGUGCUUUUCACUCGUCAAUCAAACAUGCCACCACGAACGAAUGCAUGUGCGACUUGUCGUAAGAAACGAAUCAAAUGCGAUGCUACUCUCCCAGAAUGCCUCAUGUGUAUCAAAUUCGGACGGCAGUGCCCCGGGCCCGGAAACGGUCCCAUCAUCAUCGACAUGACCAAACCAAACGUUAGAAAGUCAAGAAAUAGCAAAAAAACUCAAGAAGGGGUCGAAGUUCAAUCUGACAUGUCUAUGUACUAUCUGCCAGAGCUCAGACAAGGACUUGCUAUGCCUAUUUCCCAACGACACGCUAUGAGCCAAUUAUUCUACGAUAGGUUUCUCGUCUACUUUACUUCUAGCGGAGAAAGCGAUGAUAUCCUGAAUCGGUUAACCUGGCUUCAUCGACUACCUGUCUUAGCGACAGAUGGGAGCAACGAUGCGCUUGCGCUCGCACUGUAUGCUACAGCAUCUGCAUUCAGCGGUAUGAAGACUCGGAAUAUAUCUCAGAUUCAAGACUCCUGCAAUAUCUACGGGAAAGCUUUGCAAACACACAGUCGGAUGAUUCGAUCGAAGAAGCCUGUCACUUUGCACACAGUUUCGACGUCUGUUCUUUUGAGCAUCUUUGAGGCCAUGAACGCCACAUCGGCAACAGCAUAUCGCGAGCAUGUCAGCGGUGCUGCGAGGAUGAUUCAGUUAGCUGGACCAGAGUAUUGCCAGUACGGCAUCCUGUGUCAGCUUUAUUUUCACAUCCGAACACAAAUGGCAUUUGUGUACCUCACCACUCAUAAGAAAGAAGACGAACUUGUUCCCGUGGAACUGGUACUCAGGGAAAAUCUCUUCUACGAGAAGAUACCCAUUUUCCAACGAUUGGUCACCUUCAUCACGCGUUUAUCCGAGAUUUAUAUCGGUAUCGAUGAAGGCAAAGCGAACCAAGCCCAUGCGCUGAAUCUGGAGAUAUAUAUGGAAGUUAAGAACGGCAUCGACGAGCUGUGGCAAGAGUUUAGAGAGACCUACGAGACAAAAGGGCGAACAAUCCAGUGGGAAAACGAACAAGGAGCUACCAUGUAUCACAGUCCUUUCACAGCACUCAGCAUCGCGUUCUUCGCAACCGCACACAACCUGUUCCACAUUCUCGCCCCACACCUCACCGUCAGCUACCUCGACUUCACAGAUCACUUCCAAAAGGUUUUGGAUGCAUCAGCUUUCCUUCGAGCCUUUAAAAUCGGGUGCGCAUACAUGCGGCUGGCAGCACCGCUUUAUCUGGUAGCGCUGCAUGCCCCCAAGCAGAGCCAAAGACACACGGCCAUAUUGUAUUUCGAAGAGUGGAAGAAGAUUGGGAUGGGUGGUAUCAGUGCGCUGGCUCUGGACGGCAUAGCUGCCAGGAGUCCUGAAUAUCGGCAACGGUUAUCAGCCACAGGACGCAGAAGACGAUCGAUCCAGUAUCCAACCAUGGACAUGUGCGACCGGACGAGGGACCUCGAGGAUUAUGCAGACCAGGUGCAACAAGAUAGUUCGAUACCUUCUGUGAUGUUGCCAGAAGGGACAAGAAUACCUAUAGCGCCGCUAUGAGAACUGAGCAAGUGGGUGUAUGUUAUGAUCCUAGGUGCUGACAACGACCACGAGAUACAUAGAUGCGAUUGCAACUUUCGAGGAUCUACUACGAAGAAUGUGUGUAGCCUUAAGCGUAUCGAUAACAAGGAAAUCUUAGUUGGAACAGAAAUCGGAAGCAUAUGUGAGGAGGUUUAUGUAACGGAGUAAGACAAGAGAGCAGAUUCGUGUCUCUUAGGCGGAAAGACUUCGCAAUCGUGAAAAGGUCUGAAACAUUGUAUAUGGAUAUAUCAAAAGCAAGGAGGUAUUCGUGUAUUGCAUCCCUGGCCUCUGGUGCUGAAAGCAAAACUCCUUUUUUU